Molecule: messenger RNA, 1009 nt
Organism: Aaosphaeria arxii CBS 175.79
Lineage: Eukaryota; Fungi; Ascomycota; Dothideomycetes; Pleosporales
Product: NUDIX domain-containing protein
Exons: 1
Coding region: 105-674 (189 amino acids)
Biological process (GO): AMP biosynthetic process; ATP biosynthetic process
Molecular function (GO): bis(5'-nucleosyl)-tetraphosphatase (asymmetrical) activity
Source: RefSeq, a predicted model, not a curated record
UUCAGCUAUAGACCAGACGUGUUUGAUAUCAAGACCAACAAAUAUAGACGUUACCAUAUCGUCAAGAGCACUUUCGAUCUCCAGCUAAGUGAUCAGUAUUCACAAUGGCACAGUCACCAUUCCCAAACCAGCAGCUCACGUCCUCACAAUUCGUCGAGUCAUGCGGUGCGAUACUGUUUUCCCUCCCUCGAGCACCAGCAUCGAACCUCGAGGUCUGUAUCUUAAAGUACCUUCUCCGCGACCAAUACAUACUCCCCAAGGGCCGUCGCAACGUGGGCGAGUCCCGGGCUGCAGCCGCCCUGCGCGAAGUCACGGAAGAGACGGGAUAUACAUGCAAACUGCUCCCCGUGACGAUGGCAACUCGCGCUACGGACAGCAAAGACGACCCGGGAGCCGGUGAUCGAGUUAGAAUGAUUGAAGAGAGUACGGAGCCGUUCAUGGUGACUGUGCGCCAAUUAGGAGGCGAGAAAGGAGCGAAGAUUAUAUGGUGGUUCAUUGCUGUUGUGUCAAAAACAGAAGACGGGUCGCAUGGGAAUGGGGGAGAGGAUCAGUUCCAGGCGGAGUGGUAUUCCUGUGAAGACGCUGUGGAAAGAUUACAUUUUGAGACGGACAGGGAUGUUUUGAGGACUGCGAUAAGUCUUGUACAAGAAACCAUUAAGUCAGGCAAGUACUGAACAUGGGUCUUGGUAUAAGACAGUUCAUUUUCUGGUAAACAACAGCAAGGUAGCAUCACCAUUUACAUAUCAGGAGCAUGUUUUCCUGCACAAGUUCAGAAUUACCUCCUCCUUCCAGUAAGAUAUAACAGCUAUUCUUCACCACUGCAAUAUAUCGCGUUGGAGGUGCUGGAGACACGGCGCUGUCUUCAUUUCAGGACACUGUGGUUGCGGACAUUGGAGGCUGCUUUUGCUGCCGAGGGUUGUGGAGCUUUAGGCUACGGGGAAACAAUUAAAGAAACGAAUGUACAUUGUCUAUCAAUUAGAUUAUGGCGACGACAACAAGGAGAUAAGAU